Anopheles maculipalpis is the source of this 1056-nucleotide messenger RNA. RefSeq names its product short-chain dehydrogenase/reductase family 9C member 7 (gene sro). Gene Ontology annotation, molecular function: oxidoreductase activity. The transcript is spliced from 3 exons. The record is from RefSeq and is a predicted model, not a curated record. The coding region runs from base 4 to 1056 and encodes 350 amino acids. Lineage: Eukaryota; Metazoa; Arthropoda; Insecta; Diptera; Culicidae.
AUCAUGAGCUGGAAGAUGCUGCUCGGUUGGUUUACCAAACCCACCAGUAAACCAGCAAACAUUAUGCUUGCGGGUGGUUGCUUCUUUAUCGUAGCCGUUAGGAUGCUGCAGCAUUGGAGAACACGGUCGAAAAAUCUCGUCCCGAAAUUAAGCAUCAACGAGGUAGUCAUUAUUACGGGUUGCGACUCGGGCCUAGGCUACAAUAUGGCAAAAAUUUGCCUACAGGCAGGCAUGACAGUGAUAGCCACAUGCGUUAGCCAAGAUUCGGAAGGAUACAAGGAGUUAGAAUCUCAAGGAAAGCGAACCGGACGGGCGAUCAUUUUUCUAAUGGAUCUGAACGAUCAGCAAAGCAUUGAGGGCACGCAGAAAGAGAUACGGCAGUGGUUUGCCACAACCAGCCCGCCAGCUCAGUUGUAUGCGCUUGUUAAUAAUGCCGGUGUGAUGUGUUUCGGCGACGCGGAAUGGCUCUCCAACAGACUAACAAGACUGCAGCUAAAUGUUAACGUCGUCGGCACAAUGUCAUUCACCAUACCGCUGCUCGAUAUGGUGCGAGAAUCCCGUGCCCGUCUAGUGAUCGUUACUAGCCACUGCGGAAGCCAAGCGCUGCCAGGAUUGAGUGUGUACUCCGCCAGCAAAGCAGCGCUCCGUGCCUGGACCGAAGCCGUACGGAUCGAGCUGCUGUGUCAUAAGGUGCCGGUGGUUGAGUUUAUGCCCGGUUCAUUUUUCGUGCAUUCCAACAUUUGUGCCCAGCAGCUAGCAUACUUCGACGAGAUGUGGUCCAAUCUCAAUGAAGCACAGCGCACAUUCUACCAGGAUCACUUUGACCGCUAUCGUGCCUAUCUCGAGCCGCUGUGCCACCAGCGAAAGUUGCAACAUUUCCAACCAAACGAUCCACUUACUAUCUGCAUUAGACGCGUGUUAUUUGACGCAACGCCUAGAUCGUUUUAUAUGUGCGAACCGUGGCGCUACUUCUUUUAUUACAAUGCAUUCCGUUGGGUUCCCCAAGCCGUACGGUACGUGCUCGUGAGAAUGUUUAUACAGACGCCAGUGUUUUGA